AUGUCCGUCUAUAAUGUGGCGAAGACAUAUAACACUGUGGAUCCCCUGGGUAAAUAUCAAAUCGAGAUGCCCGAAUUUGACAAGGUUGUGGAGAAUUACCACUUCGAUCCAGAGGUGAAAGAGGCCGUCUCGAAGCUCAUGUCGUCCCAAGAGAAUUACUACGCCAACAUUAGCGAAACCGCCACACUGAGUGUCGAUAAAAUUAUCGAAAUUCACCACUUCAUGUUAAAUGAACUGUAUAAGAUCGAUCCAGAAUUUAAGAAGAUCCCGAAUAAGCACGAGCUGGAUCCCAAGCUAAUAGCACUAGUUAUACAAUCCAUAGUGAGCGCAAAAGUCGAAGAAGAAUUCAACUUGACUUCGGAAGACGUAGAGGCCUCCAUUGCCAACCAGCAAUACGCCCUGACUUCGAACAUGGAAUUCGCCCGAGUGAACAUUCAAAUGCAGACAAUUAUGAAUAAAUUCAUGGGUGACCAUUUCAAAUUUAUGUGCGACAAGGAGGGAGUCUACUAG
Molecule: messenger RNA, 510 nt
Organism: Plasmodium inui San Antonio 1
Lineage: Eukaryota; Apicomplexa; Aconoidasida; Haemosporida; Plasmodiidae
Exons: 6
Coding region: 1-510 (169 amino acids)
Source: RefSeq, a predicted model, not a curated record